GACCCGCAGGGCGUGUGCGAGCCGGGCCGAGCCGAGCCGGGCCAGCGCUGUACCGGUCCCGGUCCCGGCGCGAUGUGAGCUCGCCCGCACCAUGGCCCGGCAGAGAGACCUGGACAAGCUGCUGUCGGACCUGCGGUCCUUCCUGCUCAUCCUGGACCAGGAAAGCCUCAGUGCCGCGGCUCGGGCCAAGAAGAAAUCGGUGGCCGAUCUCCUCUCCCGGCUGCAGAGCCCCCCGUCAGAGGAUGCAGAGUACAUGAUCAUGCGCUGCCUUUCGCCUUCCCCGGGGACCCCGCAGGGCCGGGCCGGCCCGGUCCUGCUUUUUCCCCCAGGAACCAGGACAGUGGAUGCAACAGGAGGGAGAGCCUGUGACUGCCGCCCGGCCAGCACCCCGAGUCUGCACGGAGGGAGCAAGGUGCCGGGCGUCUCACCAUCCCCACCAGCCGACGACUCCUAUGAAGAUACCGAACCCCUCGGCCCCGGCAGAGGCUCCGGCGGUGCCGACACCGACAGCAGCCACUACGAGUCGUAUGGGGAGGAUGAGGAUGGCACGAUGGACCGUGCCCACUACCUGCAGCAGCCGCUGGCCACCGGCCCCGAUGCCGAGCCCCCCGGCCGCCCCGAGGCGCAGCUCUGCGGCUUCCUCUGGAGGAAGCGCUGGCUGGGGCAGUGGGCAAAGCAGCUCUUCAUCGUCCGGGAGCACGUGCUGCUGUGCUUCAGGUGUGCUGCUGACCCGCAGCCGCUGCUGGAGCUGGACCUGCGGGGCUGCUGCGUCGCCUACAAAGCCAAGCGUGGCAAGAAGAUGCCGCACGCCUUGAAGGUGACAGGGACGGCGGGCGAGGUGCUGGUCAUCGGCUUCCAGAGCCGGCAGCAGGCUGAGGACUGGAGGAAGGUGAUCGAAGAGGUCAGCAGCGAUGCCCCGAGUGGGCUGGCAGCCAUCAGCGUCCCAGCAUCGCCCUCCUCAAGGCUCAGCAGGGCUGCAGGGUCCCAGCUCGGCAGGGAGGAGGAGGAGGAUUGCUCCCAGCGGAGCCCUGCCCGCAGCCCCCAGCCCGGAGAGGAUGCUAAAGGAGGUUUCCUGGCGGUGCGGCUGCGCGGGCGAUGGCAGCGGCUGUGGUGCGCGGUGCGGCAGGGAGCCCUGCGCAUGUUCCCCGAGCCGGGUGGCACCCAGCGCCCCGUCUGUGCCCUGCGACUGGAGGGCUGUGAGGUCUCUCCGGGGGCAGCUGCCGGGUCCCCCCAGCGCCUCCGCAUCCGCAUCGCCCAGCGCGGCCGGGAGCUCGCCCUGCUGCAGACCCGUUCGGACGAGGAGAGGGAAGCCUGGCUGAAGACCCUGCGGGCCAGGGGAGGAGGGGAGCCGGCGAGUGACAGCCCCCACACCGAGACCCCCAAGCCAGGCAAUGCCAGCAGCAGCCCUGCUGCGGGUGGGCUGCUGCUGCGCCGUGUCCCGACCCCCAAUGCUUACAUGGACGACCCCUUCGGGCAGCUCCCGCCAGCCGAGGUCCCCAAGCACCUCUACUCCAACGUGGAGCGGCUGCAGCAGCUGCAGCAGAGCUUGGACCGAGCAGUGCAAGGGCAACGCAAGAGACCCCUGUCUGCUCUGCCCACCGGUGCCUGCAGCCAUACAACCGGCAGCGCCCUGCCCUCGCAGGCAGCGUCAUCAUCAGCUCUCCGGGUAAGGGCUGCCAGCCCGCAGCGGGCGAAGGUGAGUCCUGAGCUCCAGAGCAGGGAUCUCUCCCGGUCUCAGCGCACCCUGACGCUUCCCGAGAGGAAAGGAGCUCGGGAUGGACUGGAUAUCCUCAUCGGGAAGAGAGCCUUUCCCAAGCUGGAGGAGAAGGUGGGGCAGCUGGAGAGGGCCUGCCGCAUGAAGGGCAGGCUGAAAGCCGGCUCUGAGAUGAAUCUGCUGGCCAUCGGCAAGUCGCUGAAGGGCCACAUCGCUGCCACCGCCAGCUCGGCUGGCUCCGAGCAGGGCUCGUUCCUCACACCGCUGUUGAAGCGCACCGCGUCAGCGAGGAGCGCCCUGAAGCCAUCUCCCUCCCCGGUCAUCGUGGAGAGGGGAAAAGUGCUGCAGAAGAGAAAGGAGUGGGAGAUGAAGUCUGCGAUGUGACCAGCGCUGCACUGGCCCCGGGGCAGCACCCACCCCGCAGACGUACCUGCCGGACCAGGCAUCUCUCGCAGAACGUAGGGCUGCACGUGGAUCGUGCAGGACCAGCCUGGUAUCUGUUUUUUUAACCAUCAGUAUCAACGCUACAACUACGCACAUCUAUUUUUUUUAUAUAUGUGUGUGUGUAUAUAUAUAUACUUAUAAACUCU
Molecule: messenger RNA, 2304 nt
Organism: Grus americana (Whooping crane)
Lineage: Eukaryota; Metazoa; Chordata; Aves; Gruiformes; Gruidae
Product: actin filament-associated protein 1-like 2
Exons: 17
Coding region: 92-2098 (668 amino acids)
Biological process (GO): inflammatory response; regulation of interleukin-6 production; regulation of mitotic cell cycle
Cellular component (GO): cytosol
Molecular function (GO): SH3 domain binding; SH2 domain binding
Source: RefSeq, a predicted model, not a curated record